GAUUCAAAUUUCAGUUGCAGCGGCCGAUGCUCUGCCGCCGCCCGUCAACGGUCACGCCGCGCGCUGGCUUAUUGUCGCCGCUUGCAUUCUCGCGUGUGAGGUGCUAAGUAGUGCUACUCCUACUACCGCCAAACUGCCAAGGAUACACCCUGCACCAGAUAGCUAGCUGCAAUAAUACCGGAUAAUUUUGGGUCUACUGCAUCGCGGUCUGUCACAUCGAGAGCGCGCGCGCCAGAAGUCCUGCAGGGGUCCGUCCCCCCCGUGCUGGGUGUUAUAUACCUGUGCACGAGAUAGAAAUUUCACACGAACUGGCGUCGCUUUUCUUUUCCUUGUGCUGCACUCGACGAUGGCCUGCUAGAUGUGAAUUUUCAAGCAAGCCUGGUGACUCAGUGACCAGGGCUAACCAGAGGCAAGAUGGUGUUCAACAGAAGAGACUUGACUAAGGCAUUUUCGCCUAAUAAAGUAAAAAAAUUCAGUAAACGACGCUCUGGAGGAAUGAUUAAACCAAGUACCAGUGGAAGUACUGUGGGUACACGCAGUGAUUGCGCCCAGACGAGUAUCAAAGUGAUAGUUAGAGUAAGACCUCAUAAUGAGAAAGAACUGCAGGAUAACUAUAAAACUGUUGUGAAAAUCAUAGAUGAACGAAUGCUCGUAUUUGAUCCAAAAGAAGAAGAAAAUCCUUUCUUUUACAGAGGAGUCGUGCAGAAAGGCCGUGAUCUAUUAAAAAAGCAGAACAAAGAGUUACAGUUUGUUUUCGAUCGGAUUUUUGAUAUGACCAGUUCAAAUGUUGAUGUUUACGAAGGCAGUACCAAGGAACUUAUCAAAAGUCUGUUGGAUGGCUACAACUGCUCUGUAUUUGCUUAUGGAGCAACUGGGGCUGGCAAAACUCACACAAUGCUUGGUAAAGAAGGGGACCCAGGCAUCACGUAUCGUACAAUGGCUGAACUUUUUGCACAGAUGGAAUCGCAAAGAGAUACCAGAGACUUCAAUCUUGGUGUUUCAUAUCUGGAAAUUUAUAAUGAAAAUGUUCAAGAUUUAUUACACAAAGUUGGACCACUGCAUCUAAGAGAGGAUAGCAGAGCUGGUGUCAUUGUUGCAGGUCUAAAAAUCAUCACCAUUCACAAUGCAGAUGAACUGUUAUCUCUUUUAGCAAAGGGAAACAGAAAUCGUACUCAGCAUGCGACAGAUGCUAACCAGGAAAGUAGCAGAAGUCAUGCUGUCUUUCAAGUAUAUGUCAAUGUCACAAGCAAAGUGGAUGGCCAGGUGAAGCAUGUUAAACUAUCUAUGAUAGAUUUAGCUGGUUCUGAGAGAGCAUCUGCAACUGGAUGCACUGGUGCAAGAUUCAAGGAAGGAGCUAACAUAAACAAGUCACUCUUAGCUCUUGGAAAUUGUAUUAACAACUUAGCUGAUGGAAUUAAACACAUACCCUACAGAGAUUCAAAAUUAACAAGGCUUCUAAAGGAUUCACUGGGGGGCAAUUGUCAGACAGUCAUGAUAGCCAACAUUAGCCCUUCCAGUGCAAGCUUUGAAGACACCUACAACACACUGAGAUACGCCAAUAGAGCUAAGAAAAUCAAGACCAGUGUCAAGAAAAAUAUUGUGUCUUGUCAAAUGCACGUCUCUGGCUAUAUCAAGAUGGUUGAGGAACAGAAGAAAGAAUUGGAAGCACUGAAACAAAAGUUGUUGGCUUAUGAAAGUGGAUCGAUACCUGUUUCUGUAGCACCUCAGAAUUCUGUAGAUAAUGAAGAAAAGACCAAAGCACUUCUAGAGAUGAGCAACAAACUUGUUGAACUUUACAAUAAAAAGAGGAUAUUGAAUGAAAAAAUUCUUUCUCUUGAAAGUUCAGAUAAAAUUUUAUAUUGCAGGAUUUUGUACAAAAAGGCUGCGGAUACUAGGCUUCAUAAUCUAACAGCCACUGUGGAAUCCACAUAUCCAGAUGAGAAAAAUGCCAGUGGUAAAUCAAGAGUGAACAAAUCAUUGCAAUAUUUCAAACGACAAAGAGAAGGAAUAAAAAUACAGAUGAAAUCUGUUUGGGAAGAUCUGUGCAAAGUUGAAGAAGAUCUCAAUCAAUUGAUUCUGGACAUCAAGGCUAAAGAUUUGCAUGAAAAGCUGGAGGACAAAAUUAAUUUCUUGGCAUCUGAAGUUGACACAUCACGAAUGCAGCAGCAAUUUGAGCAUGCCAAAAAGAUUAGCAGCCUUCAGCAGUGUGAAAUAGAGUCUGUAUCGACAAUGGUCAAGAUGAUGAGUUCUACAUUGCAGAACUACUACAAUAUGAUGAGAGGUGGUGGUACAAUUACAGACAAACUUAUACAGGAAUUCAAACAGUUAGUAAAAUCUCUAGAAGGAGUCAGAAACAUCAAAUGGUCUGACAUGAACGUCAAUAAACAAGGAGAAGAUUUUUACAGCACUACUUGCCUCAGCAUUCAAGAUCUUGAAAAUCCCCGCAUUGAUAACAUGCCAAAUGCAUUGGAAAUCAAUUCUGAUGAUGAAGAAGCACAAACUCCAUCACCUAAGAAUAUACUCAGCAAAACGUUCGACUGUACUCCACCAAAAUACGUUGCACCACUUCCGGUGAAUGAUGAGAUACUCAAUUCUACCAUAACUCUUAGUAAUGAUGCUGUACCUGUGGUUGAAGAUGAAAGUUCCUCGACCAUUGAGACAAGUAAAUUAAACAGCACAUUCUGUUUGCCUGAUAAUAACAAGGGUAGGAAGAGGGUACUGUCUGACAGUAAAAACCAAGUCAAUUCCAGAUCGCCGGCAAAACAGGCCAAAAGAAUUUCACCGAAAAACAGAUUCGAAUCGAAUGGCCCUGUGCAAAAUGGCAAAGAGAACGGUAAAUCGGAAUUCCCGAAACCAACGAUGACCGCUAAGAGCAUCGCUAUUCUGAACAAAUUGAAAGCUGACAGAAUGAAGCCUCUGAUUAAUACAACAUACAAUGGAGAUCAGUCAGAAGCAAAAUUAAAGGCUGUGAGGGAUAAGGAAAGAAGAGGAUUGACUUCAUCUCACCCGUAUCAAAAACCUACUGUACAAAAAACACAAACGAAAGCACCACCAUUGCCGUCGUCACGAGUACCUUGGUAACAGAUUCAAAAGCGGACCACUUGCAGGUAGUUCUUGGAGCUGUAUAGAGCAAAUAUGUAUAUAUUUUUAACUUUUUUGAUUCAGUGUUGAACCAGCUAGGAUGAAAAGAAUAUAGAAUAGGUACUUUCAUAACAAAAACGCAGUUUUUGAAAUCGCAGGUAACAACAGGUUGGAUAAUUUUAAAAACAAAGCGAGUUACAAUUUUUAACAUUUUGAUACUGCAAAGUUUUUCGGAAAGCGAAAAAUCGCCAAAGAUAUAUCGAACACCCUAUUACUAACUUACUAACAAAAUAAAAAGUGUCUAGAUUCAUAGUAAUUUUUUAUAAAAAAAAAACUAUUUAUUCUAAGACUUUUUAUAAACAUAUAUUUUUACAUCAUAAUUCUUGGAUUAAAAAGUUCCGGAUUCGACGUUAAAAGCAGUAAUUAUCUUCACUGCCACAUAAUACGACUGGCUACAUUUUAAGAACUAGAUGUUAACUUCACAUUUGAUAAGCUAUUCACGUUGCGCUUCGUGUUUAACGAUCACGACUGAUAAUUAUAUUAGUUUUUUAAUGAUAAAUUACAAAUUUUGUUAUCAAGAGAAUUAAUUUAUGCUUAAUUUGAUUGAUUGAUUGAUACCUUGUUGCGUGCGAAAUGUAAUAAGUUAUCAUAAUAUUUUGAGAAUAAGAUCUUGUAAUAUUUCGAUAAAUAACAAUAAAUAUUUGUAUAAAACUUCUAAUCUUCUAUGCAGCUACGGCAAGAAGCGUCAGGACUCCGAUUUCAUACUUUCUUUCUCAUUGCCUAGUAAAUCGUUACUGAGGCUAGCCUGAAAAAGACAUGUAAAAAGUAAAAUGAUUCGAAAUCGUUAAGAACGAUUUUUGUGAAUUGUAAAAAGUUAAUGCGUACAUAUUCCUCCAAAGCACGCAAGACUCUUUUCUCGAUGUCGACGAAGUGUUCUCCGUAUUCAGAACUCGAUCGCCUGCUACUGAUGAUCGUAGGCAUGAUUGAUCUUGUACGAUCGAAUAGCGCAGAAAACGAAUGCAAUAGGAACGCUAAAAACGCGAGCGAAGCUAACACGCUAAUCGGGUCAAAGGCUCUAAAAUGCAACAAAAGAUAUCCGUGAAAUUUCUUGAUUACAUAUUUGCAUGUGACUAUUUUGCAAUGCCUUUCAGACUUUGAAGAUUUAGCAUUUUAUUAUGACAUAAGAGUAUAAGAAAUAUUUUUUAUAAAACUACGCUAGAAAAAUAUCACAAAAAAUUUGUACAAUGUUAAAGUUUUUUAUUAUAAUCUAAGCUUACUGCUUUUAAGAAAAUGUUAAACAUUUUGUGAAACAAGCUGUCUUUGGCAUUACUAUUACAACUACUUUUUGUAGAUGAGAAAAACGGCUUGUUUUUAUAAUUCGUAUCAGCUGGUUAAUUCUACGUAUAGAACAUUGAUUUAUAGAUUUUUAUAACAAACGAUGGACUUUAUUAGAAUGUAAGAUAGAAAAAAACUAAGCAUGUAUAAAUUGACGAAAUAAAUUUAAAUAACACAAUA
This is a messenger RNA of Nasonia vitripennis (jewel wasp), 4596 nucleotides long. It is a transcript of the gene Klp67A, whose product is annotated as kinesin-like protein KIF18A. Gene Ontology annotation, molecular function: microtubule binding; ATP binding; microtubule motor activity. The transcript is spliced from 4 exons. The record is from RefSeq and is a predicted model, not a curated record. NCBI's taxonomy places the organism in Eukaryota, Metazoa, Arthropoda, Insecta, Hymenoptera, Pteromalidae. Bases 415 to 3081 code for a protein of 888 amino acids. Gene Ontology annotation, biological process: microtubule-based movement.